Eublepharis macularius is the source of this 3105-nucleotide messenger RNA. RefSeq names its product dimethylarginine dimethylaminohydrolase 2 (gene DDAH2). Gene Ontology annotation, biological process: positive regulation of nitric oxide biosynthetic process; arginine metabolic process. NCBI's taxonomy places the organism in Eukaryota, Metazoa, Chordata, Lepidosauria, Squamata, Eublepharidae. Gene Ontology annotation, molecular function: dimethylargininase activity; amino acid binding. The record is from RefSeq and is a predicted model, not a curated record. The coding region runs from base 836 to 1696 and encodes 286 amino acids. The transcript is spliced from 8 exons.
AGACAAUGCGAUCCCAACCCCGCUUUGCGCUAGCAAUGGCGAAGCCGGCGCGCCCCUCGCCCAGCGGCUGCUUCUCGGGGUGAGCGGUCUGGCCGAUCCCCGUCUCUUUGCUUUGGAAAACACCCGAAGGGGCUAGGGUGGAAACUGGGAGCUCUGCUGUGCAGGGAGGAUCUCCUCAAUCCCCUGCCGAAGAUUAGCAGGAGAUCGGGGGAGCUCUAAGACUACCCCCUCCCCCCAAAUCUCUCUUUUCUUGGGAGAAGGAAAGAGAGACUUCCUAGUGGAUGGGAUCGCGUUGGAAGGGGUACGGGAGAUGCUGAUGCCGUAACUCCAAUCAAAUCCCCUGGAUCUGCGUAUUUUCGUAUUGAAGCGAUAAGCACUUCCUCUCGGUUCAUAGGCUGCCAGGGGGAAAAAGGGAUUUUUCAUUAACUUCCUGACUGUUUUGGAAUGUAACAAUAAAAAAGCAUCUGUAGAAGAAAAGAUUCAUCAAUUGGAGGCACAGACACUGAGAAGCAAUUAACUUGAUCCACUGAUUAAUGUACAGAAACCAGGAAGGAAUUAACUGCCCAGAGAAGUAUAUUUGGUUGAUGAACUUGAUCCUUCUGUUCCUUGCUGAGGAAGAAAAAAAAAUCAAUGUAGCAGGAAUUCUUUGCCCAAGAAGAAAAUUAAUUCAGAGUUUGAAGGACGUCUGUGGCAAAUCAGAGGACUUUUUUUGCUCAGCGGCUGAAAGGGAUCUCCUUAAGGGAUUUGAAAAAGAAUUAUAGAUUGGAAUCAGCACGAGACGGACCCAUUGUUGCAAAAGGAGGAAACGGAUCAAGGGAACCCAGUUGUAAAGACUAUGGCCACCAUCUCCUCUUUUGGCAAGUACACCCACGUCAUUGUCCGAUGCAUCCCUUCCUCGUUUGGUACGUUAGAGAGCACAGCAGAAGGGCCUGAUGGGGGGACCGAGCCGGUGGACCUGGCCAAGGCUCAUAGGCAGUAUGGAGUCUAUACAGGCAUCCUACGCCAGAAGCUGGGCCUGCAAGUCAUCGAGCUGGCUGCGGAUGAAGGCCUCCCUUGUUCAACGCUGGUAGGGGAUUUGGCAGUGAUACAAGGAGACACUGCACUGCUUACGCGGCCUUGGGUGCCAUCACGGCGGGACGAGACCAGCAGCGUCAAGAAGAUCUUGGAGGAACUAAAAUUGCGUGUUGUGGAGGUGACGGAUGAGGGAGCCACUCUGGAUGGGAGUGAUGUACUUUUCACAGGUCGAGAGUUCUUUGUGGGAAUUUCCAAGUGGACCAAUCACAGAGGGGCUGAGAUGGUUGCUGAUGCUUUCAGGGAUUUUGCAGUAUCCACCGUUCCUGUCUCAGGCAUGUUGCACCUCCGUAGCUUCUGCAGUAUGGCUGGCUCUGACACAGUUGUUAUUGGCAGCAGUGAUGUGGCCAAGAAAGCCAUGAAGACCAUGGAGCAAUUAACUGAUCACCACUAUGAAACACUGACUGUGCCUGAUGACCCAGCUGCAAACUGCAUCUAUGCUCGGCUUGGCCAGAAGAGCAAUGUCCUUUUGCAUCGGAGCGCAGAGGAGUAUCCUAACAGCAUACAACCUUUCCAGAAGCUUCCAGACUACACCCUCAUCCCAGCUGCCUGCACUGAGGUGGCCAAACUUGGUGGGACUCUCAGUUCCUGCUCUCUCCUCAUCAACAAGAAGCUGGAGAUCUAGUGCCUACUGAACCCCACAAAAAUGCAAUCCCUGAAGAGGAAUUCCUUCCUGCAGUUCCUUUGUGCAAGCAUCCCUGUUUUCCUCAGCUUCCUCAUGAGGCAAGAAUACCACUUUCCCUCCCCAAAUAUGCUAACUUGUUUGGCCUUAAAUUUUGCCAUUUUCUUCUUCUUUGAAAAAUGUACAUUGGAUCUUAAUUUCCACGUAGCCCCAACAAUCUCUUAUCUUCUGUCUUCCUGCUACUGUGUAUCCAUAAGAAAGAUUUCCAACUCUCUCAACAGAUUGGUGGUUUUAUCUUGUGUCCAGCACUGACGGGGGGAAACAUCCUUUAAACCUGAACAGGAAAACUAGAAGUUCUCUCUCUUCAGUCACUGAUCAGUCCUUUGGGCCAGGUCGUCACAGCUUUGUAGCCCUGUUAUGGAUGACAAAAACAAAGUACUGCUUGCUUUUUGUUGCCAAUAGUAUUUCUUGGAAGAGAUUGUUAAUCAGGUGCUGAGGAACUACUUUGGAACAACCAUUUUAAAUUAUUUUCAGUGCAAUUCUGUGCAGUGUUACUCCAUCUUAAGCCCAUUCAACUCAAUGGGCUUGCACUGGAUUAAGUCUUUUUAGGAUUGCACUGUUAGCUUCAUGAUGCCUGCAUCCAAGAUGGUGGCCAAAAUACAUCAGGAGGUAUUAGAAGAGCCAGACAGCAGGAUACAUUUUUUUUUAACAGUGGUAGACUUCUACAUGUGAUUACAAAUAGCUCUCCCGUGGCAGGCUGCUGAUUUGGGGUACAGGCCAUUAUCACCUUGCUACAGAUUUGGGCGAUUCCAUUGUGAAUAUGGGGGAUGUAGGAGGAGCCCUUAUUUUGUGGCUGUGGUGAAGUUCAUUGGCUUGAUACACCAUUCUAGCUAUAGGAAGAUGGAACAAGCUCACCACAGACCCUCAGUCUGUAAUAAAAGAAUUUCCCCUUUUCCUCAAUAAUGUAGUUCUAAUCCAAAGGCCUCUUUUGAAAACUAGGCUGUAUGGCUGUUCAGUCUGCCACAAACAUCUCUAUGGCGCUGCUGUUUUGGGACAAGGGAGUUCAGAGUCAGACCUAUACUCCUUCCCCACACUUCCCAAACGAAGAAUUGCUUCCUCACUGCCACUUCAACAAAUAACCUCCAUGUAUGUCCAGUGGUCAUGGAGGAGCAGCUAGAUAAAAAAUACAGGCUUGAGGAAUGUUGCUUCCUCUUACCCAAUGACACUGUGUAUGUGUUUGUGUGAUGUAGCUAGGAGGGGCGUUCGUAGGAAUGUUCUGGAAAGUGGUAGGGGGAGUGCUCUCUGUUGGGGAGUAGGCGUAUUGACAGAAGUAGGACUUUUAGAUUCACUGCCUCUUGAACCCCUUGUGGAACCAAUGAAAUAAUGAUAAUAAUUAAAAAAAACUGAAUCAA